GCAGGACUGGAUGAGCCGGCCGGGCAGGUCUUGCCCUGGUGCAAGUUUCCCCCAUCUCCAGGUCCUGUCCUGUACGCCCCUGUCUGUUGUGGUUCUGCCUGAGCAGAGGCAACACCGGCACCACGGCUGAUGCCGGCGGUGGGAAGCAGGCCAGUGUCCAGGCACCAGUCUGCCCCUCACAAGGGCUCCUGCAAUCAGCCCUGGAGACAGAUGUCCCAGCUCUCGCCCUGCACUGCUUCACCCUAGGCUGCAGCUGUCCUCCAGCCCACCGUCCCCAUGGCCAGCCCUGGGAAGCCCGGGGCUGUGGAGGCCCAGGAGGAGGAAGAGGGGGAGGAGCCCUCUGCAGGACAUGGUGGAGCAGUGCUGCAGCAAGCCCACGAGCUCUUUUUGCUGUGCGACAAGGAGGCCAAGGGCUUCAUCACCCGGCAGGACCUGCAGGGCCUGCAGAGUGAUCUGCGCCUGACCCCGGAGCAGCUGGAGGCCGUAUUCGAGAGCCUGGACCAGGCCCACGCUGGCUUCCUCACUGCCCGAGAGUUCUGUCUGGGCCUGGGGAGGUUUGUGGGCCUGCAACCGGCUGGGGGAGCGACCUUCUUGCCAACUCCCGAGGAAACCUUCGAGUCGUCAGAUGUGCGAGGCCCCGGGGACUCCCUGGAGGAAGAGGAAGAUGAGGAGGAUGUGGAGCGGUUCUGCGCCGUGCUGGAGCAGCUGGGGGUGGCCCGGGUUCUGGGCGAGCAGCGCGCCGUGAGGACGCUCUGGGCCCGGCUACAGCUCGAGCGGCCAGAGCUGCUGGGCUCCUUCGAGGACGUCCUGCUGCGUGCGUCCGCCUGCCUGGAGGCUGCGGCCCGGGAGCGCGACGGCCUGGAGCAGGCGCUGCGGCGGCGGGAGAGUGAGCACGAGCGGGAGGUUCGCGGCCUCUAUGAAGAGCUGGAGCAGAACCUGCAAGGGCCUCGACCGCGAAGGCGGAGCCAGAACCCGCCCCGCGAAGAGCCGAGGGGCCGCCUGGAGCUGGAGCUGCAGAGCCGCGAGCAGGAGCUGGAGCGCGCGGGGCUGCGGCAGCGGGAGAUCAGGAUGGGUGAGUUCAACGAGAAACAGACGCCUUGCGGCACAGUCUGCCUCAAGUACCUGCUGUUCACCUUCAACUGCUGCUUCUGGCUGGCUGGCCUGGCUGUCAUGGCAGUGGGCAUCUGGACACUGGCUCUCAAGAGUGACUACAUCAGCCUGCUGGCCUCAAGCACCUACUUGGCCACGGCCUACAUCCUGGUGGUGGCUGGUGUUGUCGUCAUGGUGACUGGGGUCCUGGGCUGCUGUGCCACCUUCAAGGAGCGGCGGAACUUGCUGCGCUUGUACUUCAUCCUGCUCCUCAUCAUCUUCCUGCUGGAGAUCAUUGCAGGGGUCCUGGCCUAUGUCUACUAUCAGCAGCUGAACACAGAGCUCAAAGAGAACCUAAAGGACACCAUGACUAAGCGGUACCACCAGCCAGGCCAUGAGGGUGUGACCAGUGCAGUGGACAAACUGCAGCAGGAGUUUCAUUGCUGCGGUAGCAACAACUCUCAGGACUGGCGGGAUAGUGAGUGGAUCCACUCCGGCCAGGCAGGCAAACGCGUGGUCCCCGACAGCUGCUGCAAGACUGUGGUGCCUGACUGUGGGAGGCGGGAUCAUGCCUCCAACAUCUACAAGGUGGAGGGGGGCUGUAUCACCAAGCUGGAAACCUUCAUCCAGGAUCACCUGAGGGUCAUUGGAGCUGUGGGCAUUGGCAUUGCCUGUGUGCAGGUCUUCGGCAUGAUAUUUACCUGCUGCUUGUACCGGAGCCUCAAGCUGGAGCACUACUGAGCCCCAGCGUCUGGCCUACCUCCUGCCAUGACCGACUACUGAACUGACUGCUGAAGGCCAGGCCUACGGCUCUGAGUGCGCCUGUGCUCCCCAUGCUGAACCUUGGCGGACCCACCUGGACGCAGCUCCAAGUGUCUUUCUCUGUACACCGAAGUCCUGAGGCCACUGCCACCGCAGCAUGGCAUCAGGUGGCCAGUGUGCCUGUGUGUGGGGACUUAGGUAGGGCCCGGGCCUGGCUGGUAGCUGGGGGCUGGGCUCUGACAAUCAGGUUCCCCCUCCCACAGGCACCUCCUCCAGUGUGGGGUCCCUUUCUGAUGUGUGUCCAGUCUGGACACACCCUGUCUGGCAGCCACAGGCAGGUGGGGGCAACCCUCUGUGCCCUUGGAGCUAGCCUCCCCAUGAGCCUCGGCUCCCUAAUAGUCGGAACCCUGGCUUAGAUUCCUUACUGCUAUUUGUCUGUCUCCACUGCUUUUAACAUCAUCUGCACCGCCACGGGUCCACUGCACUGAGUCUCCCCAUUAGUGUCCCUAUGGGGCAGUGUCCCUAUGGGGCAGGGGAUCUGCUGUUGCCCACAUGCCCACUGUUGCUCCUGCCUAGUAACAGGUGCUCAAUAAACGUUGAAGAAUUGGGUUGACCAGCUA
Heterocephalus glaber (naked mole-rat) is the source of this 2471-nucleotide messenger RNA. NCBI's taxonomy places the organism in Eukaryota, Metazoa, Chordata, Mammalia, Rodentia, Bathyergidae. The record is from RefSeq and is a predicted model, not a curated record.